Messenger RNA from Lucilia cuprina (Australian sheep blowfly), 829 nucleotides. Its product is annotated as pro-resilin-like. Bases 43 to 750 code for a protein of 235 amino acids. The transcript has 4 exons. The record is from RefSeq and is a predicted model, not a curated record. Lineage: Eukaryota; Metazoa; Arthropoda; Insecta; Diptera; Calliphoridae.
AACACAAUGCAUUAGUUCUUCAAAAACCACACAAAAGUCAAGAUGAAAUCCGUUCAAUAUGUUGUAGCCGGUAUUUUAAUAGUGGUAUUGAGUCAGGUUCUAAUGAGUGCAGCACAAGGUCAAGGUAGUCAUGGUGGCAGUGACGGACAACCAGGUGCUCCAGGCGGUAAUGGUGGUAGUGCCGGUCAACCGGGUGCUCCAGGCGGUAAUGGUGGUAAUGCCGGACAACCGGGUGCUCCAGGCGGUAGUGGUUAUGCAGGAGCUAACGGUAGUAGUGGUGGUUAUCAACACUCAUCUGCCUCAUCUACUUACGCUUCGGCUUGGAGUACUAUUUAUGUUGUUUCCGGUGUUCUAAUAGUAUCGACUAACGUUCCAAUGAAUAAAGCACAAGGUCAAGGUGGUAAUGGUAGCACUGCCGGUUCGUGGUCCAGCGCUAGCAGCCAAUCUGGACAACCUGGAGCUCCAGGCAACAGUCAAUUUAGUUACGGUUAUAGUGGUAUAGACGCUAAUGGUAUGCCCUAUGGCGGAGCUAGUGGUAAUGGUAGCUAUUAUGUGAAUGUAACCGAUGAGCACGGUCGCCAGUAUUCGUACAGUGGUGUUGGUGGCCAAGGAGGUUUUGGACAACAGUCUAGCCAGUCAGGACAACCAGGUUCUAUGGGUACACAUAGUUAUGCUAGCACCAAUACAAAUCGUGGAGAUAAUCAGAAUUCUUCUUCCUCAUCUUCCUACGCUUCAUCUUGGAGUUUUUAAUUAUUAUAUUUUAAGCAUUUGAAUUUCGCAAUGAAGUGUAAAUUUUAAGUCAUUAUAUUACUCAUUUUGUUUUAAAUAA